Messenger RNA from Suillus subalutaceus, 753 nucleotides. RefSeq lists its product as uncharacterized. The record is from RefSeq and is a predicted model, not a curated record. The transcript is spliced from 8 exons. Lineage: Eukaryota; Fungi; Basidiomycota; Agaricomycetes; Boletales; Suillaceae. Gene Ontology annotation, molecular function: oxidoreductase activity, acting on the CH-OH group of donors, NAD or NADP as acceptor. The coding region runs from base 1 to 753 and encodes 250 amino acids.
AUGUCUCAAUCUAAAGGUGUCGCCCUCGUAACCGGCUCAGCACAAGGAAUCGGCCGUGCGAUAGCAAUCAGAUUAGCCCAAGAUGGCUUCGAUCUAGCGCUCAAUGAUCUACCCGGAAAGAAAGAGGAGGGCUCCUACCAUCCUAGGACAUGCAUUGUGACUUGCGAUGUCAGUAAAGAGGACGAGGUGAAGAGCAUGAUUGAUUCUGUAAUUGACGUUCUAGGGAGCUUGGACGUCAUGGUCGCGAAUGCUGGAAUUAGUGCCAUGAUAGAUAUCUUAAGUGAAACUCUAGAAGGCUGGGACCGCAUGAUGAGAAUCAACGCCACCUCUGCGUUCCUGUGCUAUAAAUACGCCGCAAUCCAGAUGAUAAAACAGGGACGUGGCGGACGCAUCAUCGGUGCCAGCUCCAUGGUAGGAAUACAGGCCACAUCCCCCCUGUUGUCGUACAGUGCAAGUAAAUUUGCUGUUAGAGGCAUAACGCAAGCGGCUGCACUGCAACUCGGACAAUAUGGAAUCACAGUCAAUUCCUAUGCUCCGGGCAUCAUAGCAACACCCAUGGUUGUCGCAUCAAAGGCUCAAGUUGCAAAGCGAGGUGACAAGGACGACUACUUUCAAAAGACGAUUGACACCUCUGCAGUCGGAUACGUCGGACAGCCGGAAGAUGUCGCCAGCGCUGUUGCAUACCUUUCUUCUAAGGAGGCCCAUUUCAUUACAGGCAAGUUUUCCAUCCCACAAGGGCUGUAUGAGAGCUAA